This is a messenger RNA of Oxyura jamaicensis (ruddy duck), 2774 nucleotides long. It is a transcript of the gene TMEM38B, whose product is annotated as transmembrane protein 38B. Gene Ontology annotation, biological process: potassium ion transmembrane transport. The transcript is spliced from 6 exons. Lineage: Eukaryota; Metazoa; Chordata; Aves; Anseriformes; Anatidae. Gene Ontology annotation, molecular function: identical protein binding; potassium channel activity. Bases 67 to 930 code for a protein of 287 amino acids. Gene Ontology annotation, cellular component: membrane. The record is from RefSeq and is a predicted model, not a curated record.
CCGGGCACCGCCGCUCCUCCCCUCUCGCACGGCGCCGGCCGAGGCCCAGGCUUCCCCGCGGGCGCCAUGGAGCUGGGGCAGGUGCCGCUGGCUUUCUCCCGCCUGCCCAUGUUCCCCUUCUUCGACAUGGCGCACUACGUGGCCUCCGUCAUGGCGCUGAAGGAGCAGCGGGGAGCUGUGGAUGUGUCAGUCCGAAGUCCAGUUGCCUGCUGGUUUAGUGCUAUGCUGUGUUGCUUUGGUGGUUCUGUGUUGUCUUCCUUGAUGCUCGGAGAACCUCCAGUAGCAUUUUUGGCAAAGGGCACGAAUAUUCUUCUGGCAUCUUCAGUCUGGUAUCUUGUGUUUUACUGCCCACAAGACGUAUUCUGCCGGUGCUUUGCAUUUCUCCCGCUUCGGCUUCUAGUUGCAGGAAUGAAAGAAGUGACUAGGACUUGGAAAAUAGUGGCUGGCGUUGCACAUGCAGACAGUCACUUUGAAGAUGCCUGGCUUGUCAUGGUAGCUGUGGGCUGGGCCAGAGGAGCUGGUGGUGGCCUAAUCUCCAACUUUGAGCAGUUGGUGAGAGGAGUGUGGAAACCUGAAACCAAUGAACUACUGAAGAUGUCCUACCCAGUGAAGGUAACUUUGAUAGGAGCAGUUCUCUUCACUCUUCAGCACAGCCAAUACUUGCCAAUAGCAAGACACAACCUCAUGUUUUUGUACACCAUCUUUCUUGUAGUUUCCAAGGUAAAAAUGAUGUUGACAAGAUCUGCGACUUCUCCAUUUGCUCCCAUUGAGGCUGCAUUAGGCUAUGUAUUCUUCGGCUUGCAGAAAACUCCUCUCAAAGUGAAGAGCGAAGGUGCUACAUCUUCCAAUGGCUCUUCAGUCUGUGACCAGUCUUCCUCUGAACAGCCCCAUGAUGGUGUUAAGAAGAGACAGGCAAAGAAAACAGAAUAAGUGGCUUAAAAUCCCUGAUAACCUGCAAAGAUAUUUGUAUGUCAGAUUAAGCUGAUUGAGAAUUUUUUUUAAAGAAUAUUUUAUGAGGUGAGAGUAGGGCUGUGUAAUAUGGUGGUGUUACUUGCCUUCAGAAUGUGUUUUGUUUGCUUUUGGAAUGUGUUCAGAUGUUUGAAUGAACAUGUUGGAUUUGUAAGUGUAAAAGUACAAUUUUUUAUAGUGGUUGUAAGUUUACUGAAUUUUAUAUUUAUUAGUAGCUUUAAAUGCUUACAUGCUAAAAAGAGUUUCAAAAUGUGAUAAUCGGCUUUACUAUUUUUUCUGCUAUAUUACUUGUUUCAUUAUUUUUUUCUUGAUUCUCGUGUUUCAUUUGGAUAACAUGAACUUGAACUGCCAAGUGUUCACGGUCUCAAGUAAGAAAGGCUUUAGUUAGUCAUCACCUGAUUAAGGCUUAAUCACAUUGCACUGUAAAACCAUGAAAAUGUACCAAACAAAUGCCUUUAACUAGAGAAAUAAUGGAAUUACUGUUGUAAUUCACUUUGCACUGGUCUAGACUUUAUUCACUUACUUAAGUAAAUAUUUUUUGCAUUUUCCUAUUUGAAAAAUAAGAGUGGUUUACUAGUAUUUUUAAAAAUCUUUGCAGUUAGCAGAUAGAAACACCAAUAUUUUUGUUGUUGGCUUACUUUGACACUUUAUUUGCAAGCUUUUGAUAUUUGGAUAUUUUUAUGUUACAUAUGUGAUUUUUAUGUGGUUUGUAAUAUCUAUCAGUUUGACAGGGAUGAGACAUCUUUGCCUGCACUUCUAUCCAAGCAUAUUUUUUUUUUUCAAAGCCAAACUAUCAAACAUUUUCAAAAAGAAUACUGGACAGUCUAUUUACCUUGUUUAUCAUCAGUUCUGCUCUGUUGUAAAUGCUGUUAAUAAAUACCAAUGCUAGUUUCUAGCAGUUACCUCUGGUGCUAUUGGGGAAGAACAGUUAAUACCAGAAGCACUGAAACUACUUUAUUAGUGCUUGCUGAAAUUUGCUGCUUCUUUUUCAUGUGAUGUGAAGCAGUUGCAAGUCAUACACAGUUCAGAACUGGGAACUUUUAACAUUUCUGAGAUGUUAUAUUUUAUAAGACUCUAAUCUUUUCAGAGGAGUCUUUCAUUUGAUGUGCCAUUUUUUAGAAUGCAUUAAACUAUUUUUACAGAAUUAGAUUCUUUGGAAAGUACUACUUUGAAGAGUAUUCUUUAGCUAAAGGAGGUUGGUUAAUCUUUGCACAGGGACACCAAGGAGAAUGUGGAGGCAAGUGUGAUUUGAAAAGGCAAAGUUCUAAUUCCAGGUACAUAUCUCAAUUCAGAAGAACUGUCACCAGUACUGUACUUUAAAAAAAAAGCAUCCAAGAAAUUUCUUGUGUCCCCGUUGAGCCACAAUUUCUUGGUCGUGACCAAAUCCAUUGAGUUCAGUUUGGAAUUCAACUGUAUAGCAAAUGUGUGCUACCUUGAAAACUAAGCUGAGUAUUUACUUCAUUACAGAAGAAUAACAAAAAUAAACCUCCAGCUCUUUGAACAAAGUAGUAACUGUGUUCCUGCCGUUUUAUACGCAAACUCUGUGUCCAGUUUUAUAUAAGUGCUUGGAGUCACACUUGCAGGGUGUCUCAGGGUUUUGUAGCUUGGAUAAGCCUGAAGCUGUCAACUUUCUACUUAAUGAUCAACUUGUUUAUUCAGCAACACCAGCAAAAAUUGUAUGUUUACUGUUUUUAAAAUUUUGGGGUGUUUUUUUAAUCUAAUUGGAUUGUGGUAUGGAAUUAUGUUGCACAACUGUGAAAUACUGACUGAUGAAUGGCUACUCUUAUCCCAAAUAAAUGUGAAAA